GAAGCGGAGUCACCCGGAGCGCGCGUGAGGGCCGAGGCCCCUGGCUCCAGCAUCAGAAGCACUCGUGUGUCUGCUCCAUCUGUCUGCUGUCUGCUCGAGUGCCGCGCGUCAGCGCUCUUUAUCUCGGCGGCGCGGGCGGCGCGCUCAGUCUCCGUCUCGCUCGCUCUCUCUCUCCGUGUCUCUCAUGGCCUCCGAGCGCUCGUCCGCUGAGAGCCGCUCCUCCUCGCACCUGAGCUCCGACCCGACCGGCACCGGCACCGACGCCGCGGCCAACAGCAUGUGGGAGGAAAGCUUCGACACCGAGAAUCACGGAGUGAGCACUAAGAGAGAUUACUCUCCUGUGUCCUGGAGCGAGUACUUUGAGAUGAUGGACGACGUGGUGAUCGGGUCUGGAGAGACUAAGGAUGUGUUUCGUGUGUAUAAGAGCGGUCAGGACGGUCCUCUGCUGGUUCUUCUUCACGGAGGAGGACACUCGGCCCUGUCCUGGGCUGUUUUUACGGCAGCGAUGACCAGUCGGGUCACUUGUCGUGUUUUGGCCAUGGACCUCAGGGGUCACGGAGCGACGCAGGUCCGGCACGCAGACGACCUCUCCACACAGACCAUGUCCAGAGACGUAGCAUUUGCCAGGUUUCUGGAGCUGGCUCUAGGUUUCUCCUCCGUAGGUCUGCAGCAUGAUUUAGCCUCGAGUGAGGUCAAAGGUCAGCGUGCAAACACUGACGAGUGCGUGUCUUGCGCAGGAAGUGCGAUGGACGUCUUGCACAGCAUGCAGAACUUCCUGAGAGGACGACCCAAAUCCUUCAAAUCCAUCGACCACGCCAUUGAAUGGAGUGUAAAGAGCGGACAGAUCAGAAACCUUGAGUCUGCUAAGGUGUCGAUGGUGGGACAAGUGAGACGGUGUGAGGUGGAGGAGGGAGACUCGGCCGAGCCGGUCAGUCCGGUCACUGAGAGCGUGGUGGAGGGACACGAGGAGUUUUACGACCUCAACUACGUGACGGAUAAAGCGGAGAGCAGCGCCUCAGCGGAGCCGUGCAGCGUGUACAGCUGGAGAAUCGACCUUUCUAAAGCAGAGAAAUACUGGGACGGCUGGUUCAGAGGGAUAUCCAACCUCUUCCUGUCCUGCAACGUCCCAAAACUGCUUCUGCUGGCAGGCAUCGAUCGACUGGACAGAGACCUGACCAUUGGACAGAUGCAGGGUAAAUUCAUGAUGCAGGUGCUGCCCCCCUGUGGACACGCAGUGCAUGAGGACAUCCCAGAUAAAGUGGCAGACGCUUUGGCAAGUUUCAUGAUCAGACACAAAUUCGCUGAAGCUCGCAGCGAAACUAAAAGCUCCUCGUACCCGUUCAUGCGAUGAAAACAUGAGAGUGAGUGACGUUUUUCUCGUCUGUCAGUGUUUGUACAGCCACCAUCUCUCCUGUCUGCACUCGUGCAUGUUUUUGUCCCUCAGAUAAAGCAGCAGACGCCGAGGAACAGGCCCGAAACCUCCGCCAGAUCAAAACAUCCUUCACUUUCUGCAAAAAAAAAAAAAGAAGCUAGUUUUGACCGUCAUUACGCCGAGUUUAGAAUAAAGAUUUGAAUGUUCAUUA
Puntigrus tetrazona (Sumatra barb) is the source of this 1583-nucleotide messenger RNA. RefSeq names its product protein phosphatase methylesterase 1-like. The record is from RefSeq and is a predicted model, not a curated record. Gene Ontology annotation, molecular function: protein methylesterase activity. The transcript is spliced from 15 exons. Gene Ontology annotation, biological process: protein demethylation. The coding region runs from base 185 to 1351 and encodes 388 amino acids. Lineage: Eukaryota; Metazoa; Chordata; Actinopteri; Cypriniformes; Cyprinidae.